This is a messenger RNA of Maniola jurtina (meadow brown), 3656 nucleotides long. RefSeq names its product protein argonaute-2-like (gene Ago2). The coding region runs from base 116 to 3409 and encodes 1097 amino acids. The record is from RefSeq and is a predicted model, not a curated record. The transcript has 23 exons. Gene Ontology annotation, molecular function: protein binding; RNA binding. Lineage: Eukaryota; Metazoa; Arthropoda; Insecta; Lepidoptera; Nymphalidae.
UUGAACAGUUCAAAACACGUUAAAAAUCAACGCAAUUGUGCAACUGUGGUGAAAUUGUAUUUUACAAGGAAGAUAUUUAAACAGAAGUGAAUUGUCAUCAUAAAAGUGAUUUAAAAUGGCAAAAGAUGUUGCGGCUUUACCACAAAAUCAUUUAUUUAUAAGAAAGAAAAAAAAUAAACAAGCUGAGAAGGAGGAUCUUGGUUUGGGUUCUUUAUCUCUAGCAGAAGGAGAACCUUCUGCUACUCAAGAACCAGAGCCUUCUACAUCCCAAGAUACGAAAAAAAAAGAAGAGGUCCAAUCUGUGCCUGAAAAAAAAGAGGAAGUAAAGGAAGAAGAGCCGGAAGGACUUGGAUUGGGUUUAGGUAAAGGAAAAAAGAAGCAGCGUAAAGCAACAGUUGAAACUGCAAAAAAAGAUGAAUCUGAUACGAAAGACGCUGAAAAGGAACUUGAGAAGGUCGAAUCUGCGCCUGAAAAAAAAGAGGAAGCAAAAGAAGAAGAAGCGGAAGGGCUUGGAUUAGGUUUAGGGGGAGGGAAAAGGAAACCGCGCAAAAAGAAGCCUGCUGCUGCGGCCGGCCCUGCGCCCGCUGCUCCUAUACCCGCCAGUACUGCACCAGUUGCUUCUACUCCAACAUUUGGGUCACCACCAGCGGUCGUUAAGCCACCCGAAACAGUGACAUCCCCCAUACCAGAGCUAAAGAUGGAUGCACCACCGCCAGGUGCAGGUAGAGGUUGGGGUGCUCCACGGUCUGCUCCAGUUCAACAAGCUCCCCCAGCGGCCUUUGUGCCUCAGCAAGCACCUGUCCAAACCCAAGUAGCCACUCCACCGGCCUUUGUACAACAUGCGCGCCCUCAAGCUGGCCGAGGCCGAGGCCAACAACCAUAUGACCAAAAAAUAUCGGUAAUAAGUAGUGGACAAGCACCUACAUAUCCUGCUACGUCUAGAAGCUCGACAGCUGUAGCAUGUCGAUUUCAAAUACCUGCUAAAGUACCUGGUGGAAAAGUGCCAGCUACGAAAACCAGAGUUGUGACCAAUUACUUGGAGAUGAAAAUACAACCUAUCAAAGUGAACCGUUACGACGUCGCGAUUAAACCAGACCGACCAAAAAAAUUUCUGCCUAAGGUUUUUGCUGCUGCAAAGGCCAUUAAAUUUCCGAAACAAUUUAUAGCAUUUGACCAAAGGAAGAACUGUUAUUCGCUGACACCAUUGGUCAAAGGCAAUGAAGAACGUUGCACGAUAAAUGUUGAAGUCUUAGAUGAUAAUGAUGCAAAGAUGGCUUUUGAAGUAAGCUUGAAAUUGACUGGAGUGGUUGACCUGGGAACAAUUAUUAACCACAUGAAUAACCAAGGUUCAUCAGUAAAUACACCUAUGGAAGCAAUUCAGUGUGUUGAUGUGAUCUUGCAGCAAGGAACCUUAGAAAACUAUGUGAAAGCUGGCCGUCAAUUUUUCAAACGUCCACGAAAUCCGAUAGACUUGUACGAUGGUUUGGAAAUGUGGACUGGACUCUUCCAAUCUGCUAUAUUCACUUCAAGCGCUUUUAUCAACAUUGAUGUGGCUCAUAAGGGAUUCCCGAAGCAACAGAGACUGAUCGAUGCGCUUGUAAAUGAUUUUCGUUUGGAUCCAAGCAGAGCCCUAGAUCGACAGAGGGGCAUCGAUGCGUUCCAACAUUUUAUUAAGGGGUUGAGGGUAAAAGCAAACAUUGGCGGCGCUGGCACUAAGCAACGCGAGUACAUAUGCAAUGGUAUCGUGGAACCCCCGUACAAGAUGUCUUUCCAAAUGACCGACCACGAUGGUAGACCAACUAGGGAGAUCACCGUUGCCAAGUACUUUGAGACGGAAAAGAAAUGCAGAAUAAAGUACCCGAACUUGAACUGUAUGUGGGUGGGUCCUAAAGACAAGAAUAUUUACUACCCUAUGGAAUUACUGGAUGUUGUCUAUGGUCAGGCGUUGAAUAAACAACUGAACGAGCGGCAGCUUUCGACGAUGGUCCGUCAGGCGGCCACACCACCUAGCGACCGACUUGAAAAAAUCAAAGAAGUCAUACGAGACAUGAAUUACUCCGCAAGUCCGUGCUUCAAACACUUCAAAAUGGAGAUUGAUAAUAAAUUCUUACAAGUGGAUGCCAAAAUUUUGGAAGCGCCCAAAAUCGACAUCGGAUCCGGGCGACCCAUCGAUCCAAGGAGAGGAGUGUGGCAAGCCAACCGCCUACUCAGAGCGAGCGCGCUGGAGUCGUGGGGAUUCAUCGUGGUGGAAGCUAAUCCCAACGACUUCAAUUGCGAUAGCAUGAUACAAAUGCUAAUGAAAGUGGGACGUCAAAUGGGCAUGGCGGUCAACAUGCCCGCCUUUACGAACUUCAACGUGACCCAACAGGAUCUACGGAACGUUCUUCUCACGGCGCAGGAGAAGAAGCUCAACUUCAUGUUCAUUAUUGUCUCUGGUAGAGACAAGGACGCGUACCAUAAGGUAAAACGCAAGGCAGAGUUGGAGGUCGGCAUUUUAACUCAAUGCAUUAGGGAGAUGACAGCCUCCAGGCGUAUGAAUGAACAGACUGUACGCAACAUUCUGUUAAAGGUAAACUCCAAGUUGAUGGGGAUCAACCAAGCCCUGGACAAUCGCAGCUUGCCGACGUGCCUGAAAAGUGGCGGCGUUAUGGUUGUGGGGGCUGACGUCACUCAUCCUUCGCCUGAUCAGAUGAGCGUGCCAAGUAUCGCUGCUGUUACAGCGUCGCUUGACCCCAAAUGUUUCAUCUACAAUAUUGAAAUGAGUGUGCAGACACCAAAGCAUGAAAUCAUCGUCGAUUUUGAAAACAUGAUGUUCGACCACCUGAAAGUAUAUAAGAGUCAUCAGAAUGCGUUGCCUCGGAAAAUAUUCGUGUUCCGCGAUGGAGUGUCUGAGGGACAGUUCGCUCAGGUAAUGAACAGCGAACUAGUGGCAGUGCACCGCGCGUACGCUCGGCUCGACCAAGUGAAUAAGCCCGAGAUAUUGUUCCUGCUCGUACAAAAGAGGCAUCACACGCGGUUCUUCAUGGGAGAUAAGAACCCACAAAACGUUGAGCCGGGCACCGUGGUCGACACUCAUAUUGUGCACCCUAAGGAAUUGGACUUUUACUUGGUUUCUCACCAAGCGAUAAAAGGUACAGCCCGUCCGACGCGGUACCACGCCAUAUGCAACGACGGCAACAUACCGUCUGACGAGGUGGAACAAUUGACUUACUACCUGUGCCACUUGUACUCGCGCUGCACCCGCUCCGUCUCCUACCCCACUCCGACAUACUACGCGCAUCUGGCCUGUUGUCGCGCUAAAUCGCUCACUCACGGCGAUCGUUACAACAAUGUGGAUCUGGAAAAACAACCGCAACGACUUCGCGUGUUGGAUCGAAUGCUCAGGUGUAGCCGUAUGUUCUUCGUGUAAUUCACAUACAGAAAUGUUUGUUAUAAGAUUCUGUACCCUCAGUACAGUACUAUCACUUUUAUAGGUUACGCCGAUGUACCUGACAUGUUAUUUUUAAUCAUUCGAAAAAUUCGCUAUUCGUUAGGGGGAAGAUUCGUCAGGGCUAUCCCCUGACACAUCUUCCCCCUGUCGGGAACAAAAUCAUGUUAUUUUGUUUGUAUGCGGGUUUUAGCUUUCUAUUUUCUGAUUGGUCCGCGAGGUUUAGUAU